GCCAUCGUGAGGCGUUCAGGUAUAAGUACUCUCCAUUAUAUCGUUACUAGGCUUGAGAUAACUUGGUCGGUGCUGUCGAACUUCUUACCUCGACAGAACAGAAUGCUGCCCGCCUGUCAGUCACUGGAGGUGGAGCCCAAGGACAGCAAUGGCUGCAAAACCGAGAUCUCGAUCGCACACCGCAAUGAUUCCGAAAAGCCGAACGAACAUGGCUUUCAGAGUGAAGAUACAGGUGCCGGCCGGGUGGAAGCCUAUCACAAGGUGUUUUACCAUACCGGGUUAUCUGGGCGACUUUUUCUCCUCACAAUCAUUACCUCUCUUGGCCUGACUAUGUUCGCGUAUGCGCUUGACCAAGGUAUCACACCACAGUUUAACCUUAUCGCGGCAUCAUCAUUUAGCAGGCAUGCUCAGCUGGGAGUUGUCACGACGGCUGGUACUCUCGUCAGUGGCAUCACCAAGCCUCUCAUCGGCAAGCUGGCCGACCUCACCUCCCGGCCUACUACAUACAUCGUCUCUCUGGUAUUCUAUAUGAUUGGAAUUGCCCUCGCAGCCAGCUGCACGAAUUUUAUAUCAUACGUUGUCGGGAUCGCCUUCACCUCCGUCGGCAAGGCGGGCCUUAACCUACUUGGUCAGAUCGUAGUGGGCGAUCUAACCACUUUGCAAUGGCGUGGUUUCUGGACCAGUUUGACUAUUGCUCCAUAUCUCGUGACCACCUUCGUUAAUGGGUUCAUCUCCGACGCAUUUGUGCCCCAUAAGUGGCGGUGGGGUCUAGGCAUGUUUGCUAUCAUGGUUCCUGGGGUCCUUAUUCCCGCCGUCGUAACACUAUACGCGGUGCAGCAUAGAGCUAGAAGGAUGGGAAUGGCCGGACACUGCUACUCAGGCAGUGGCAAGGGCAGCACGUUACACGAUGCACGGCAUAUGGUUGUCGCAGUCGAUAUUCCCGGACUCGUUCUAUUGGGGCUCUCUUUCUCGCUGAUCCUCCUUCCUUUAUCGUUGGCCGAGUCUGCUGAGAACGGCUGGAAUAAUCCGAGCAUGAUAGCGAUGGAGGUGGCUGGCUUCGUGGUUCUCGCGCUGUUCAUUUAUUAUGAGAUCUAUGUAGCCACCAACCCCAUCAUGCCGAAGCGUAUUAUUCAGAACAAGGUCUUUCUUGCAGGAUUAGGCGCCAACCUUUUCGACCAAAUGACCACUGCACUGGCAAGCAACUAUUUCCCCUCCUACAUAUAUGUCAUUAAAGACUGGAACAAUUACACUUGGACGAUCUUUACCGGGGUCAGUAAUCUCGCUAUUACCGUCUGCAGCCUACUAGCCGGUUACAUUCAAGCACGACAACAUCGCUACCGAAACCAGAUGAUCCUCGGCGCUGUGCUCAAAAUCAUUGGCUACGCUAUUUGUCUCACCAGUGGGAUUCAAAGCACCCGGAACACGGCUGCCCUUGCUCUCUCCCAAAUCCUCCUUGGAGCGAGUGCCCUGACAGCGCUUGGGUCCCGGGUGGGGGCAAUGGCGUCCGUUCCCCACGAAGACAUGGCUUCCCUCAUUGCCGCUUAUUUUCUAUGGACUUAUCUUGGUAGUGCAGCAGGGUAUGCCAUUGCCUCUUCCAUCUGGACGAACAAGAUGCUGGGCUUCAUGCGUAAAGAAUUGCCUCAUGCUUCCGAAAACACUCUGCGUGAAAUUUAUGGAUCUGUUGAGAUCCUUCGCACUAAGUAUGGGCCUGGAGACCCAAUCCGCGAAGGUGGGAUUCGGGCUUAUGCUCGCACGAACGGAAUUAUCUUUAUUGUGUCAGCUGUGAUAUCGGUGUCGUCCCUAGUGUGUUCUUUGCUGAUGCCGAAUUACUAUUUGGGGAAGCAGCAGAAUGUGGUGACGAACACGGGUCUUGAUGGUCAGGUGGUCGAGAAUCCCAUCAUGAGCGAAGAGAAGCCAGCAUUCUGCAGAUCUUGGAGAAAGAAAAUUCGCCAAUGUAUGGGCUAACUUGUUAGACAAUGGAUGGGUGCUUUUUCAUUAAGAGUGCGAAUCCCCGGUCUACUGCGAAUCUCCGGUCUACUGCGAAUGUUGUUAUCCGCUGGGAUCGGGUUCGGAUUCAAAAGCAACCCUUCCGUUUCCUCUACGCUAGUCUGUGGUCUUACUAAUGUACACCAGAAUUCCCUGCUUCCUGAUCAGCAGGCUUUUGCUAUCUGUGUGUAUAACCGUUUUACGCUACCAGGAGUGCCGUAUGUAGCGACUCUCUCGCUAUACCUCUCGGAUUUCCAAUUGGUCGUUGCAGUCUGGGGACCCAUAGCCGGACUUUGGCAAGAUAUUCGGGAGGAGAUGGAAACUGUCAUAGUACUUAAGAUACUGGAAGAAUAUACAAGAGAAAUUCCCAGAGAGCAGUAAACUCUACUAUCGAGUGCCGGGUCGCCCUG
Messenger RNA from Aspergillus alliaceus, 2396 nucleotides. Its product is annotated as major facilitator superfamily domain-containing protein. The record is from RefSeq and is a predicted model, not a curated record. The coding region runs from base 103 to 1965 and encodes 620 amino acids. Gene Ontology annotation, molecular function: transmembrane transporter activity. NCBI's taxonomy places the organism in Eukaryota, Fungi, Ascomycota, Eurotiomycetes, Eurotiales, Aspergillaceae. Gene Ontology annotation, biological process: transmembrane transport. The transcript is spliced from 2 exons.